This is a messenger RNA of Pungitius pungitius (ninespine stickleback), 5022 nucleotides long. RefSeq names its product POU class 2 homeobox 2b (gene pou2f2b). Gene Ontology annotation, cellular component: nucleus. The coding region runs from base 1337 to 3538 and encodes 733 amino acids. Lineage: Eukaryota; Metazoa; Chordata; Actinopteri; Perciformes; Gasterosteidae. The record is from RefSeq and is a predicted model, not a curated record. Gene Ontology annotation, molecular function: DNA-binding transcription factor activity, RNA polymerase II-specific; RNA polymerase II cis-regulatory region sequence-specific DNA binding. The transcript is spliced from 16 exons. Gene Ontology annotation, biological process: regulation of transcription by RNA polymerase II.
GGGUGGGGUGGUGAUGUGUGAGUAGUAGCGGGUCCUCUCUCGCCUCUAUGUUGCGGGCAGCCUAGUGGCAGAUCGCUACAAUCCUGGAGGGAGCCGGGUCGAGUGAGCUAUUGGGGUUCCCAUACAUAAUAACGGGGACAAACAGACAGACACAAAAGACACACAGGCGGAUGGACGGAGAUAGGCAAGUGUUCCGAGAAAACGCGAGACCAUAACUGGAAUCUAUACGCUGUCGUAUUGCCGUUGUUUUGUGUUUUAGCCUAUAUAUAUUGUUUGAAUUAUUUAUUUACUCGCUGUGUUCCUUCCUUUAUUUAUUUAUUUAUUUCUCUAUCGAUUGAUUGCGUUUUAAUUACUGCCCCGUGACAGCGAGCGAGGGAGGAGGAGCGUCAGGGCCAAGCGCGCGCGUUGUGUUUGAGUGUGCGUGCGCGCCCGCCCGCCCGUGCAGCCUUUGCCCCGCUUGUUUAUUUAUUUGUUGGUGAUCGCCUUUAAUGAGGCCGUUGUCAAUGUGCUCGCGACGCGCACCGCUGCCGUGCCCGAGCGGAUGAAUGUAGCCUUCUGCGCGCAGGAGACAGGAGCUAGAGACCAAAUACAAUAGAUCAAACCAAAUACAACAGAAAUCCAAAUAAGACUUUCUAACUCUGCUGGCCUUUUACACUGUCUGCAUCAUCAUUUAUUGUGCUCUUUUAAAUUGCAAAGCGAAUAACCAAAGCUAGAGCCCGGUCGGGGAUGCUAUACAGGAGGAGGCUAGCGACUGUUCUCAUGCCUUUUUUUCACACCUACAGGAAACAUUAGUGGCGAGGAGGGGUGAGUAGGAUAAAAUAAGCUCCCGGGCCUCUGUGUUUACUCCAAGAGAAAAGCUUUAGCUGUGCAAAAAAAGUGCAUCAACGACAUGCAGGUGACACUCGGCCUUUAAUUAUAAAACCACUACAACAGGCCUGUCAUUGUAUCACAACUUUUCCUGCAGCCUGUAAGAAGUGGGCUCGGAUCCGUCUGUCUCCCUCUCCGUCCGUCUGUGUGUUCGUCUGGACUGUAGGCUGUAUCACUAACUGCUGCACUCGAGGGGACCAUCCCACACAUGUAUGUUCUAUGCACAUUUACACCAAAACUAAUGCCGGCCACCAGUCGACGUCCGCAAAUGUAAAUAAAAAAGGCGCAGCCGGGCUCCAUGUGCACACACCCAGCGGCGAAUGUUGAGCUCUCCGUACCAAAUAUUUCCCCAAAGCUGUCGACCAGAGAAACGGACGAAGACACGGAAGCUCCAGAACAAGACCGAGCUUAUUACAGCACUUCUGUAAAAAAAAUAUUUGCCAUCAAAACCUGAAGCCGGAGGAAGACCAUGUUUGUUCCCUUGCCGGUGCCGUUCGUGUUUCAGAGAACUGCCCCUGACCUCAACGCCUGGCGUCUCAAGUCCCCUCUGACUCUGCGCUCCAACUCCGAUAUCAGGAUGUCAAAGCCAGUAGAAAUCGAGAAAAUAGGGGCUGACUCACCGAUGGAGGCUACAGAUUCAGAGCGGAAUGGACCUGAAUCAAAUCACCAGGCUCAGUCGAUGAAAGUCAAUCCCUUUCCCCUUUCACCGUCCCUGAGCAGCAACAAGAAUAAGAUGGAGGAGUGCGGUGAGAUGUCCCCGGCUCUUCCUCUCUCUCACGGCCCGACCCCCUCACAGACGGCCCUGCAGCACACACAGCUCAUGCUGACCGGCUCCCAACUAGCAGGGUUGACGGCUCUGUUGCCAGCACAGCAGCAGAUGUUGCUGCAGCAGGCUCAGGCGCAGCUCUUGGCCGCAGCUGUGCAGCAGUCCAGUGCAGCCCACGCCGCUCAUGCUGCCCACGCAGCCGCCCAAGCCAAUCAGCAAGCUCAGGCAGCCGCAGCAAAUCAGCAAGCCCAGCAGCAGCACCAGCAGCAGCAGGCGGGACAAACAGGGCAGCAGGCACAGUCCCAGGGACAGGGACAGGGCACACAGGAACAGACAGGCCAGAGUGUCCCGCCUCCUCCUCCGCAGCUCACCCUCUCCCAGCCAAUCCAGCUCACCGCCCAGGACAUCCAGCAGCUGCUGCAGCUUCAGCAGUUGGUGUUGGUGCCCGGCCACUCGCUCCCGCCCUCCGCCCAGUUCCUCCUCCCACAGGCGCAGCAGGGUCAGCAAGGACUCUUAUCGACACCAAAUCUCAUUUCGCUACCUCAGCAAAACCAAGGGGGCCUGCUGUCUGCUUCAAAUAGAAUGGGACUCCAAGCACAUCGAGAUAAGUGCGUGGAGGUGAGCGGUGUGACCACGGUGCCCUCGGUGACCUCUCACCCCGAGGAGCCAAGUGACCUGGAGGAGCUGGAACAGUUCGCCCGCACUUUCAAACAGAGACGCAUCAAACUGGGCUUCACACAGGGAGAUGUUGGUUUGGCAAUGGGGAAGCUGUAUGGCAACGACUUCAGUCAGACCACAAUCUCUCGCUUUGAAGCCCUCAACCUGAGCUUUAAGAACAUGUGCAAGCUGAAGCCACUGCUGGAGAAGUGGCUCAAUGAUGCAGAGACCAUGUCCAUAGACUGUACCUUGCCCAGCCCCAGCUCCCUGUCCUCUUCCUCCAUGGGCUUUGACGGGCUUCCUGGUCGCCGCAGAAAGAAGAGAACCAGCAUCGAAACGAAUGUACGCGUUGCCCUGGAACGCGCAUUCAUGACGAACCAGAAGCCUACCUCAGAGGAGAUCCUGCUGAUCGCAGAGCAGCUCAACAUGGAGAAGGAGGUGAUCCGAGUCUGGUUCUGCAACCGCCGGCAGAAGGAGAAACGCAUCAAUCCCUCCAGUGCCACCCCUCCCCUGCCCAGCCAGCCCCCCACUGCCCAACCAGCGCACAAACCGCCCUGCUACAGCCCUCACAUGAUGUCCAGCCAGCUGUCGCAGGCCGUGACCAGUCUCAGCACAACAGUGACCACCAUGUCGCCUGUCUGCCCCCUGACUUCCAGCCUCACCUCCACCCACCCCUCCCUCAGCUCCGCACCAUCCCCAGUGACUCCUCCUCCUCCUCCCCGCAGCACGGCCAGCCCAGCCACUCCCAGCCACAGCACACUCAACCUCAACACAGGCUUAUGGCGUAUGGGUAAAAAGAACGGUGACGUGUCUAACUACAUCACCGAUUUUGCUGCAAACUUGAGGAACACUGUGAUGGGAGUUAACACAGGGAUGAACCAAGCCCUCCUCGGUAAUAAUCCCCUGGCCACUAUCCAAGCCCUAGCAGCCAGUGGUGGCCAGCUGCCUCUUUCCAGUCUUGAGGGGGCCAGUAAGAUGUUACUGGGGAGCUCUGGGGGCCAGGGAGGGUGCCUCGCCUCCUCCCUCUUCCUCAACCACCCCGCCUUCCUCCACAUGGGCCAGAACCCCGGUGCUGGACUGAUCAGCGCUGCCCUGGCCAAGGCCUCCCAGGCCUCCCACUUCCCCUCUGCUAGCAGCAUAAGCCCCACCCCCUGCUCCCCCUCCCCCUGCUCUAGCCCCGCCUCUUCCUGCUCCUCCAGCGAAAUGGCACACAGCCCACCCUCUCUGGGCGGAGCCAAGAUUGAGUGACUGCGCCCUGGGCCAAUCAGAGAGGGGGAGGAAGGAGGCAACAAGAACCUCGCCUUUCACACCAAAGCUAUCUCUUUCUCUCUCUUGCGCCCUUCUUCCGUUAUUUUUUUUCGCUCUGGCUCUCUCUCUCUUUCUCUCCCAGUCUUUCGAUGCCAAAAAUACACAGAAUGAAAGAGGAGAGAGGGAGAGAAAGAAGUGAAAGAGGGAAGAAGGGGUUUGGGGAGAAGGGGAAGAUUGAAACCAAAAAUCUUUAUCUAUCCAAAUAGAUGGAGAGGAGGCAACGUGGGACCUUUUUAUCAAUAACCCGUGAUAUCUACAUGGCAUCUCUCCAUUCCGUCUCUCUAAAGGAAAACAUGCCAAUGACUCUUUAGCAAAGACACGGAAGAGAAACAUGUUGAAGUGCAUAAACCAAAAAUGACAAAAGAUAACUUUAUUAUGUGACAGAGGAAUGGCAGCAAGGACAAAGAAAAUGGAGUGAACUGUGCUUACGUUUUCUCUUUUUUAAAAUAUUUUGAAAAGCUGCGGGUCUGAAGGAAGAUGAGUCGAGAGGAUGAGUUUAAACCAAAAAUUUACACGAAGAGGAGGUGGAGGAGGAAUACACAAUGACAAAAAAAAAAAACGACAACCAUACCAAAAUCCCAAAUACCAAAAACCAAAAAUACGGAGUGAAAAGCUUUAUUCAAAGGACGUGUAAAUAUUGAAGCUAUCCAGGACCAGGACUCUACGGCUACUGCUACUCACACACACACACACACACACACAUCAAGAGCCAAUCCAUCCCGUCAUCGACUCAUCCUGUCUGUGUCCGCCCAUGUGUCUCUUAUAGCUUUUCGUGUUCGACAUGUUAAAAAUGUUUGUUAAAGAUUGUUACCAAACCAGCCAGGAGCUUAUGUAUGAAUGAUUGACACUGUCUCUUUACCUACUUCUGGUUCUAAGAGCAUAGGAUCGCUUUCCUCUCCACUUGUAAUUUAACAAGUCAAUGACAGAGGCUUGUUUUUCAGUACCUGUUUUUUAAUUUUUUGAGAAGUAACGUUUGGAUUUGUUUUUUAAUGAUCUAUUAGUAACAUUUGAUACUCCUAUUUAUUGAUUUUUUUAGCUUCUGGGGCUCACUUCAUCUGUGUUGUCAUCAUUGUCUUCAUAAUAUGCAUUUUUGUCAUCCAUUUCCAUUUUAUUUUAGUUUUUACUGUGACUUUUCUGCGAGAGCAGCAAUGACGUAGGUGAAAAAGAUGUUUACCAAGUGCCAUAGAUCCAAAAUAGAGUUGGCAUGCAUGCAAGUAACACAUUUUGCUAUUAAUCAGACCACUUUCCUCCCUGUUAUGGAUAACCCAUUAUCAGUGACUCCAUGGCUAAAUGAACAUGCCCUAGAAAACUUGACGUACUGAAAAUGGCGCUUGUAGUAUGAAAUAGGGCUGCGAUUGGAGAUUUAAAGAAAUAACCGUUAAGGCUGAAGGCUAAAUAACUCAAUAAAGCCAACUUUAGUCACA